UCUUCUAUUUAAGUCCUUGUCCCGCCCAGCUAUACACGCAUUUCCAAAACCUAUCGUAUACAUCCAACCUACUACCGAAAAUCACGCUCGACAAACUUACAGUCAAGCCCCAAUUGACCAUUCCAACCAACUCAUCUCAAUUGUUCAGUUGACCAACUCGUCAAACCGCAAUCAUGCCUUUCACCGCCAGCGAUAUCUGCAAGAUCAUCCUUGCCGUUGUCCUCCCACCUCUGGGUGUCUUCUUCGAGCGCGGAUGUGGCGCUGACCUGCUCAUCAACAUCCUGCUCACCAUCCUGGGUUACAUCCCUGGCAUCAUUCAUGCCCUCUACAUCAUUCUCAAGUAUUAAGCGCCUGGAUGGCGCACCCGCAAAGCCGCUGAGACCUUUCGAUCGGGCCUAGUCGGCGGAUGCCCCUUCCCCUCAGAGAUCAAUAUUCUUUAUUAAGCCGCCAUAUGGAGUUGUGGUUGUCUCACACCGACGGAUCAACGAGGCCCAGCCACCGGUUUCCACUGUGUCCUGCCGCUAAGCGGGGCCCGGCGCGUACGCCGUUGCUGGCCGCAUUCGUCACCAACUCCUUACCACCGAAGAAAGGAUUUUCAACAAUCAGGGGGGGGGGGGGG
Molecule: messenger RNA, 619 nt
Organism: Cryphonectria parasitica EP155
Lineage: Eukaryota; Fungi; Ascomycota; Sordariomycetes; Diaporthales; Cryphonectriaceae
Product: UPF0057-domain-containing protein
Exons: 3
Coding region: 174-347 (57 amino acids)
Cellular component (GO): membrane
Source: RefSeq, a predicted model, not a curated record